Messenger RNA from Aspergillus nomiae NRRL 13137, 471 nucleotides. RefSeq lists its product as uncharacterized. Lineage: Eukaryota; Fungi; Ascomycota; Eurotiomycetes; Eurotiales; Aspergillaceae. The transcript has a single exon. Bases 1 to 471 code for a protein of 156 amino acids. The record is from RefSeq and is a predicted model, not a curated record.
AUGUGGUGGGCAUUGUUAUCACCUGAGCCUCUUCCUAUGACUCCAGUCUCUCCAUCGCCUCCAUCACCUGAGGAAGAAGCCAUCAUCGCCGUCACGCACGGCUUCCUUGCGGCAUUGAAUGCGAAGUCGGCAGCCGAUUUCGAGAAAUACUGCAUCCGAGCAGGAGGCAUGUCACUUUGUCCACCGCCGCCCAUGGUACCCCGUUUCUGUACAAUUGGAGUCUUUGUGGAGCAAAUUGUAAACGUGCAGGACGACAUCGACGAGCGGAUCUGGGACCCUGAGUUGAAAGUAUACGAAUCAGGUAAUCUGGCCGCGGUGUGGGCACCGUUCAGAUCUAAGAUUAAUGGCAUUGUGAACCAUGUGGGUAUCGAACUUUUCGUGCUUCACAAACUCAACGGAGAAUGGAAGGUAACUGGGUUAGCUGAUUCAUGUCGAUGGCCAACUGAAGAAGAGAAAUAUUCGUUGCUAUAA